Molecule: messenger RNA, 3666 nt
Organism: Plectropomus leopardus (leopard coralgrouper)
Lineage: Eukaryota; Metazoa; Chordata; Actinopteri; Perciformes; Serranidae
Product: peroxisomal N(1)-acetyl-spermine/spermidine oxidase
Biological process (GO): spermidine catabolic process
Molecular function (GO): polyamine oxidase activity
Source: RefSeq, a predicted model, not a curated record
CUUCAAAGAAGUUUGACACAAAAAAUAUAAUUACCCACAGAAGGGUAGGCGGAAUUCACGGUACGAAUAGACACGUAACGCAGUUGACACCCCACUUUGUGUUGAUAGGGCUAUUUUUGAUUCAAGGAUAAUAUGGCUAUGAGUGCAGACCCAAAAGUAGUUAUAAUAGGAUGCGGAAUUUCAGGCAUAGCAGCGGCACAGCGGCUCGUGAACGCUGGAUUUCAUCACGUGCGGAUACUUGAAGCGACUGCAAGAAGCGGAGGAAGAAUAAAAACCAGCAGACUAGGUGAUAAUAUUACAGAAAUAGGAGCAAGUUAUAUCCACGGUCCAUCUGAGCAGAACCCGCUGUUUUGUUUGGCUCGUGACUAUGGCCUCCUGGAUCCAGCGGCCCUCACCCCAGAGAACCAGGCCACGGCCGUCGACGAACAUCCUCCUUGGGCUAUUAACUGGUUCAGCAGUUCAGGUCAGAAGCUCAGUGCUGAGCACAUAAAACCUGCUCUGGAUCUGUUAAAUGAGCUAAUGGACGAUACAUUCAAAUUUGAGAGUCAAACAGAAAUACCCUGGGCUAGUGUAGGACAUUUCAUACGAUCAGAGGCAAGACAGCGAGCAGCAGAGAGGUGGGCUGAUAAGGAUAAGAGCACCAGGGACCUGCUGCUGUGUGCGAUCAGUGCCAUGUUGAAGUUUGAGUGCUGCUCCAGUGCAACUGCCACCAUGGAUGAGGUAGACAUGGCAGGAUAUAAUACCUACAAGGCUCUAGCUGGACUGGACUGCACAUUGCCAAGUGGCUUCGAGGGUGUAAUCAAUAACUUGAUGUUGGAGAUCCCCGCUGAUUUAGUGACCUACAAUCGGCCUGUUCGCUGUGUCCACUGGAACAACACGCAGAGCGGAGCAAACACUGUCACUGCUGAGUGUUAUGAUGGGGAGAAGAUUGCUGCUGAUCAUGUUAUUGUCACAGUGUCCCUAGGACACCUUAAGAAGCACCAUUCAGAACUGUUCUCUCCUCCUUUACCGGCACACAAGCUGAGCUCCAUCCAGAAAGUAGGAUUUGGAACAUGCAACAAAAUAUUCAUAGAGUUCGAGUCACCAUGGUGGGAUGCUGACUGUGAGAUCAUCUACCUGGUGUGGGAAGAUGAGGAAGAAAUUUUGGACCAGGUGUCAAACAAGGCCUGGAUAAGGAAGAUGUCAGCGUUCACUGUGGUGCAAUCCUCUGAAAGGUGUAGGCAUGUUCUCUGUGGCUGGAUUUCAGGGCACGAGGCAGAGUAUAUGGAGACUCUGUCUGAGCAGGAGAUCAGGCUUUCAGUCACAGAGCUCAUCCGUACAUUCACAGGAAACCCUACCAUCACCCCUAAGGGAUUUCUACGCUCUCAGUGGUUUCAUGACCCCUGGACAUGCGGAUCAUACAGUCACCCAGCAGUAGGCUGCUCAGUGCAGGACCUGGAGAACAUGAUGGUGCCUCUGCCCAUAGAGGGAUCACAGUCACAGCCCCUGCAGGUGUUAUUUGCUGGAGAGGCGACUCAUCCCUACUACUACUCCACCGUCCAUGGAGCUCUUCUCUCUGGGUGGAGAGAAGCUGAUAGACUCAUCUCUCACUACUCCUCCGUCAGUCCAGAUCAAAAACUUUAUGGAGAAUCAGCCAUGGCAAAGCGUGUGAACGCUAAAAUAGUUAUAAUAGGAUGCGGUAUAUCAGGUAUAGCAGCAGCACAGCGGCUCGUGAACGCCGGAUUUCAUCACGUGCGGAUACUUGAAGCAACUGCAAGAAGCGGAGGAAGAAUAAAAACGGGCAGACUGGGUGAUAAUAUUGUUGAGAUAGGGGCAAACUGGAUCCAUGGACCGUCCGAGGAGAACCCCGUGUUUUGUCUGGCCCGAAAGUACAAGCUGCUGGAUCCAGAGGCCCUCACCCCAGAGAACCAGGCCAUGGAUGUCGAAGGACAUCCCCCUUGGGUUCCCAAUGUCUUCAGCAGUUCAGGUCGAAAGCUGAGUGCAGAGGAAAUCUAUCCUGCUCAGGUGAUGUUUAUGGAGUUACUGAAUGAUUGUUCAGACUUUGAGAGUAAAGGAGGAGAACCCUGGACCUGUGUGGGAGAUUUCAUACGUGCAGAGGCUCAACAAAGAGUUGCAGAGAAGUGGAAAGAUGUUGAUGCAACCACCAGAUCUCUGCGACUGUGCGUGAUCAGCAACAUGUUGAAGGUGGAGUGCUCUGUUAAUGGAGCUCACAGUAUGGAUGAGGUGGGUCUGGGGGCCUUUGGCCUAUACAAGACUCUUCCUGGACUGGACUGCACAUUUCCAGGAGGCUAUGAAGGUCUUAUCAAAAACUUGAUGUCGGAGCUCCCGAAAGGUUCAGUGACCUACAAUUACCCUGUUCGCUGUGUGCACUGGAACAACACAGAGAAGACAGAAAACCCUGUGAUGAUCGAGUGUGAAGAUGGGGAGAGGAUUGCCGCUGAUCAUGUUAUUGUCACAGUAUCUCUAGGAUACCUAAAGAAGCACCACUCAGCCCUGUUCUGUCCUCCUCUCCCUCUACACAAGCUGCACUCCGUCCAGAGACUGGGUUUUGGAACGAACAAUAAAAUAUAUGUGGAGUUUGAUUCACCGUGGUGGGAUGUUGACUGUGAGGUCAUCCACCUGGUGUGGGAAGAUGAGGAUGUCAUGGUGGAUCAGGUGCCAGACAUACAGAGGUCCUGGAUUAAGAAGAUGUUUGGCUUCACUGUGCUCAAACCCACUGAGAGGUAUGGCCACGUUCUGUGUGGCUGGAUUGCUGGGCAUGAGUCUGAGUACAUGGAGACACUGUCCGAACAGGAGGUCACACACAACGUCACACAACUCAUCCGCAGAUUUACAGGAAACCCUGCCAUCACCCCGAGAAGAGUCCUGCGCUCUCAGUGGUUUCAUGACCCCUGGACAUGUGGAUCAUACAGUCACCCAGCAGUAGGCUGCUCAGUGCAGGACUUGGAGAACAUGAUGGAGCCCCUGCCUACGAAGAGAUCACAGUCACGGCCCCUGCAGGUGUUGUUUGCUGGAGAGGCGACUCAUCCGUUCUACUACUCCACCGUCCAUGGAGCUCUUCUCACUGGCUGGAGAGAAGCUGACAGACUCAUCUCUCACUACUCCUCCGUCAGUCUACCUCCACUGCCAAAAUCACAGCUGUAAAAGAACAAUGCUGCUCUGACAGAAUGAGAUUUAUCAGAUUUUAAGCUUAAAUGUUCAUCUUUCUUGAACUAUGAUCUCAAGUUGAUUUGGAAUAUUGUAUGAGAGCUGCUGUUUAUUUAAAGCAGCCACUUAAACGUUUAGAAAGUGCUCCAGCCAGUGACCGCUGUUCAGUGCAUUGAAAUACAAAUGGACUUGGACAACACAAGUGAUCCAUGCAAUACUGAUACUUCAAUUCAAUGCUUUAAAAAUACAUCUUUAAAUAAGUGAUGAAAAGCCUCUGUAUAUUUUUAGGGAAGAAGAAUGAAGGAAUUAAACUUGAAGUUACUGUUGCAUUAAUCCUUUUAACACUGUCCACUGGAUUGUGUUUACGCUGAAUGAAUUCUAUGCAUUUUUCAACUUUGUGAUUUGCUAAUUGUAUUAUUGUUUGUGCAUUGGUUGUAAUUAUCAAGCAAUAUCAGAUUCUAUUGAUAAUCUAUACAUUUUUCAAUAAAUUAUUCUCGCAGUUCUGUCUGAAAUCUAAAA